Dermacentor albipictus is the source of this 3844-nucleotide messenger RNA. RefSeq names its product Protein kinase, cAMP-dependent, catalytic subunit 1 (gene Pka-C1). Gene Ontology annotation, cellular component: nucleus. The record is from RefSeq and is a predicted model, not a curated record. Lineage: Eukaryota; Metazoa; Arthropoda; Arachnida; Ixodida; Ixodidae. Gene Ontology annotation, molecular function: ATP binding; protein serine/threonine kinase activity. Gene Ontology annotation, biological process: protein phosphorylation.
UCUUUCUCUACCGUGUUUUUCUGCUGGCGGGUCUGGGAGCUCUCUCGCACGCCCUCCUCCUGCGCCUGGUCUGCGUGCCGUGCUCAUCGCGCCGAGCGACUGCACUCGACUCGGCAAAUUUCUCGAGAUUUGUUUUUCUUUCUCUCGCCCUCAUCUUCAGACCUACGUAAUAGAGCGAAGCGUAGGGCAACGCCGUGAUAGCCCCAUUGUGUGCAUUUCCUGUGCGUAUCGGAACCCUGUCAUCGUGCGACAUCGUCUGCAACGGUCUGCAACGAGACAACGCUUCGACGACGACCGCUGCCAAACCGGAAGGUCGUAGUCCUUCGGUGCGCGGUUUGGUACCAGUUCUUUUUCGUGCUGCCCGCUUUCUGGUGUGUGAUAUUUCUUGCUGCCUGCAUGUCUCGUGCAUGGAUUCGUGUGUGAGGCCGCCACCCAAGGAGUGACCAUCGCCACUGACCGUACUUCGGGCAAGCCUUUGUGCGCUGCAACAAGGUCUUUCGCAUAGUAUAAACCUUUCUGUCCCGGGAGCUUUUGCGUAUAGCCGCCUUCUGCUUGGGUCGGCCUUUAGGCGCUCAGCUCUGACCGCAACUGAGCCUGGACGAGAGAAAAAUACGAGACCUCCCGUUGCGAGGCCGAGCGAUCAUCGGCGAGAACGAUUCGUGGAAGGAGUCUCCCCCGCGGCCAGUGGCUGUGCGACACGCGGUCUUGGCUCUCGUCCCGUCUGGGUGACCGGAAGAGGGGCGAAAUACGAGCGCACCUCUCGGAGCGGGGCCAGAGUGCACCUCGAGUGGCUCAUCGGCGGCGCUGAUUUGGGAUUCCUUGCAUCCAGCAACGCGGCGCAGCCAGGAGGACGACCCGCAGCGUGCCAAGCCCCGGAGAAGGGUGAGGAAGGAGGCGGCAGCAAACGAGGCAGCGCUGUGAGCGACUGUUUGCGGCGUUGCAUCGCCUCGCGAGAAAACCAGAUACGCUGCAGGAAACUGAAAAAUAAAUAUUCCCAGUGCCGUAUGCUGACUCCCGCCCUCCUCAGACUCUUGCCAGCUCGUGCGUGCUGUGGGGCGUAGGUGGAGUCGGGAUCGGUGUCGCAUAGAUUGUGACACGAAAAUCACGAAGAAGGAGCGCGCGAAUUGAAAUAUUCGGCAGGAAAGAGAGAUAAGAGAAAUUCUAAAGGCCACGGCAUCGGCCGGUGAACUCUGGUGCACCACCUCCUGCGGCCCCUCGUCGAAGCUGUGGUGCAAGAUCGGUGUCGCAUAGUGCUUGACAGGAGGAAAAGGGCGACGAAGUAGGUGCGAGGGGAAGAAGAAGAAGCAGGGCGAGUGGCCGCUUGGGGCGCGCUGGCCGUUGGAACGCUCGAGCCGGCCGCCGACGGACGGCGGCAGGCGCAUCGGCAUGGCGCCGCGCACGACCGUCCCGGCGGCGGCGGCGGCGGCGGUCUCGUGAGCAAGAUGCGCAAGUGGUUCGGCAGUAAGCCCAAGGAGACCGAGCCGGCAGCGCAAGUCGCCUCGGAGAAGAGGAGCGGCCACGCUAGCAAGGUGUCCACGCCGGCCUGGAACCCGGCGUCAUCGCACCACCAGCCCCAACAGCGCCAGGUCCAGCAGCACCAGCAGCAGGCCGCCUCACUGCCGUCCGCCGCGACCUCGAGCCGGAAAGCCAGCGCCAGUUCGCCGGAGGCCUCCGAGGAGGACACGCAGACCUCUGUCCGAUCCAGUACGGGGACAGCGGCCACGCUGGCCAACGGCAAGAUCGAACGGCGGCACUCCGUCGACUCCAGCAGGUCGGCUCGGAACUACGCGCCGCGGGACGCGACCAUUAUUUGGGACGGCCGCGUCACCUUUGAAAGGUUCCUUGAAGAGGCCAGGAAGUCCUUUGAACAAAAAUGGACCAGUCCUAGUUCGAACACAGCCUGCCUGGAGGACUUUGACCGGAUCAAGACUCUAGGGACUGGCUCCUUUGGGCGGGUGAUGCUCGUCCAGCACAAACAGCACAAGGACUAUUAUGCCAUGAAAAUACUAGACAAACAAAAGGUAGUAAAGCUAAAACAAGUAGAACACACCCUAAAUGAAAAACGGAUAUUACAAGCCGUCGAGUUCCCAUUCUUGGUCAAGCUAGCAUACCACUUCAAGGACAACUCAAACUUGUACAUGGUACUGGAAUAUGUGCUUGGAGGCGAGAUGUUCUCACAUCUAAGGAAAAGUGGGAGAUUCUCUUUGGUGCCACCUGACCAUUUCAGUUUGUGGGAACCACAUGCGCGGUUUUACGGCGCCCAGAUUGUGCUGGCGUUCCAGUACCUGCACUCCCUAGACCUCAUCUACCGGGACUUGAAGCCCGAGAAUCUGCUGAUUGACCACACAGGAUACAUCAAGGUUACAGAUUUUGGCUUUGCCAAGCGAGUUCGGGGACGAACCUGGACCUUGUGUGGCACACCUGAAUACUUGGCUCCAGAGAUCAUUCUCAGCAAGGGCUACAACAAAGCUGUCGACUGGUGGGCACUUGGUGUCCUGGUGUACGAGAUGGCGGCUGGCUACCCACCUUUCUUUGCUGACCAGCCAAUCCAGAUAUACGAGAAAAUUGUCUCUGGCAAGGUCCGCUUCCCAUCACAUUUCACAUCUGACCUGAAGGACCUGCUGAGGAAUCUGCUGCAGGUUGACUUGACCAAGCGCUUUGGCAACCUCAAGAAUGGUGUCAAUGACAUCAAAAACCACCGGUGGUUUGCCACAACAGACUGGAUUGCCAUCUACAAGAAAGAGGUUGAGGCCCCAUUUGUGCCGAAAUGCAAGGGUCCCGGUGACACGAGCAACUUUGAUGAGUACGAAGAGGAAGCCCUGCGCAUAUCGUCGACAGAAAAGUGUGCCAGGGAGUUUGCCGAAUUCUAGGCUGGGUGGCACACAGGAGAGAAAGGACCCGGGGAGCCGACGACUAGGGGAGGCUGUUGAGCCCCUUCACACUUUUUUUGCCCUUGGCAGUGAGAAGCAAGAACCAUCUGCGCUGCCUUGGCCAUGCACACCUCCCAUGGAUGAGGGGAGAGAACCGACAGAUCAAGGCACUCAACCAAAGGCUAUGAUGUCCACAGCGCCAUUCACACAGGUUUUUUUUUUUUUCACCGAUAAACUGGCGCUGGGCCAAGCUUCGGCAGCCACAACCUGUGUGUGUUCCCUGGAUUAUCUGUCAGCGCUGCUUGCUUCAUGCCCUCUCACAACCCCACGGCCUCCUCUGCCCUCGUUGGCUCUCCCAGGCAUAGGCAUGCAUGUCGGUUUGUGUCCUGUCGGGUGCGCCCCCCUCCCCUCUUUAUUUUUCUGUUUCUCAUCAUUUCACUCGCUGUCUGCUCUGCGUGCAGCUCCUGGCACAAAUGCUAGUGACAUUGGCUAGUCGAUGCUGGAGGCACAGCCACAUGGGCCUUGAGAAGCCACUCCGGGCAAUUGCUGGGAGACCAUAUUCUCACCGUGGAGCAAGGCUUCUUGAUGUUGUGGUGCACAGCCAGCAGAAGAGAUGGUCCCCACAUGCAAACGCUGCCUUUAGCUUUCUCGUAUGCAGCAGAGAGCUAGCGGGGGCUGUGUGGGCUGCCUAUAUGUUUGGGUGUCCAGCUGCAUGGACCUUGGGGACUCCUUCUAUGGGUCACUGCUGAGAAACUUUGUUUCUGCUGUGGAACAGGGUUCUCCUAUGUUUCCUGACCAUGCACACAAUAGAAGAAAAUGGUUCCCAGCGUUUUACACACCACUGACCCCAGCUCUCUAUGCUGUCCUGCCUUUGGCACUAUCUUCACUUGUAUAGCGAGAACCCACUACCGUCACUGCGUUUCUUUCUCUCCUAGGCAUUACCAUAGAGGUGAAUAAAGUGUAUUUUGGCGGAA